Molecule: messenger RNA, 2465 nt
Organism: Humulus lupulus (European hop)
Lineage: Eukaryota; Viridiplantae; Streptophyta; Magnoliopsida; Rosales; Cannabaceae
Product: rust resistance kinase Lr10-like
Exons: 4
Coding region: 62-1948 (628 amino acids)
Biological process (GO): protein phosphorylation
Molecular function (GO): ATP binding; protein kinase activity; polysaccharide binding
Source: RefSeq, a predicted model, not a curated record
CUUUAAGAAUGUAAAAUUAGCUUCCUCUUCUACUCUGGCUCUUUCCAAGACCAAUAACAAAAUGCCUCUUCGAUUCUUGAUCCAUAUUUUUUUCUUCCUUUUCAUCACUUGCAGAGCCCAAAAUAAUCAAUGUUCACAUUCAUCUUGCGGAAAAAUCCAAAAUAUAAGUUACCCUUUUUGGCUAAAAUCCGAUCCAAACAAGUGUGGAGACCAAAGGUUUGUUCUUUCUUGCGAGAACAAUGUCACAAUACUAAACCUCUAUUCCGGAAAAUACUCGGUUGAAGCAAUCAAUUAUAUUAACCACACCAUACGAGUCGUUGAUCCAGGUCUUCAAAAGGGCAAUUGCUCCUCUCUCCCUCGUUAUCCUCUUUCCAGGUAUAACUUCAGGUCUGGCGACCCAUAUGAGCUUGUUCAAUGGAGCCAAGAUUGGGCACUCCAGUAUAUGUCAAAGACAGUGGUUUUCGUGAGUUGUGAAAAAACAGUCAAAUCCCAUUAUUAUAUAGACACUGCUUCUUGCUCUACUGGUUCCAAAAGGCAUUCUUAUGUAAUAGUCAACGGGAGCUUGAGUGUUUCGGAUAUGGAUGAAUCAUGUGGUGUAGAGCUAACGACUUUAGUAUCUGUGCAAAGAAACAGUAACAGCAAUGCUUCUUCAUUCAUGGAUAUUCACAAUGAUAUGGCUUUCGGGUUUAAGCUUUCAUGGAUUCGAGGAACCACGCCACUUCAAAUCCGAAUGAGGCUAUGGCAUAAAAUCUGGGACGAUUUUUGGACUUACCGCUAUUUGAUACUCUUUAUAUUUGGAGCAGUGAUUGUAGGAAGGGCCAUAUUAGGGACUCCAUGCUUGUGCAUCUUUUUGACCUAUAAAUGGAGAAGGAGACAUUUAUCCAUGUAUGAUCGUAUUGAAGAAUUCUUACAAAGUUAUAACAAUCUUGUACCGAUAAGAUACUCAUAUUCAGAAAUUAAAAAGAUGAGCCAAGGAUUUAAAGAUAAAUUGGGUGAAGGAGGCUAUGGUUCUGUGUACAAAGGAAAACUUCGUAGCGGUCAUUUAGUAGCAAUUAAGAUGUUAGAUACAUCAAAAGGAAAUGGGGAAGAUUUUGUAAAUGAAGUUGCUACUAUAGGUAGGAUUCACCAUGUAAAUGUUGUUAGACUAAUUGGAUUUUGUGUCGAGGGUUCGAAGCGUGCUCUUGUAUACGAUUUUAUGACUAAUGGAUCUCUUGAUAAACAUAUUUUCUCCAAGGAAGGAAUGGACUCUUUGAGUUGCAAGAAGAUAUUUGAAAUUUCACUUGGAGUGGCUCGUGGUAUUGAGUAUCUUCAUCAAGGAUGUGAAAUGCAAAUUCUGCAUUUCGAUAUCAAGCCGCACAACAUUCUUUUAGAUGAUAAUUUUGUAACUAAAGUUUCAGAUUUUGGCCUAGCUAGAUUAUGCCCAUUGGACAAUAAUACAGUGUCUCUAACAGCAGCAAGAGGAACGUUAGGAUACAUAGCUCCAGAAUUGUUUUAUAAAAAUCUUGGAGGAGUUUCUUAUAAAGCUGAUGUCUAUAGCUUUGGCAUGUUACUGAUGGAAAUGGCAAGUAGAAGAAGGAAUGUGAGUUCAGCAGCAGAGAACUCGAGCCAAGUUCACUUUCCAUCUUGGGCUUCUACCCAAUUCAGUGAAGGAAAUGACUUUGAUUUUGGAGUUGGCACAGUGGAGGAAUCAAAGAUAAUAAAGAAGAUGAUGAUAGUUGCAUUAUGGUGUAUACAGUUCAAGCCAUCAGAUCGUCCUUCAAUGACCAAAGUGGUAGAGAUGCUUGAAGAACAAACUGAGUCCUUAGAGAUGCCUCCAACUAAAUUCACUUUCUAUUCAAACGAGGCACCAGUCGAGGAUCUUGGAGAGUACAGUUCAUCCUCAAUAUGGUCAUCUACACAAUCAGGGGACAAUUACUCAGAUACUAGUUUAAGUCAGGUAUCAGAUUAAAAAGAACAAUUUAGUUACGCAGAAUUGGAAUGUACAAUGAAAACUAUAAACAAACAUGUCAUUUGGUGCAGUUCUUCUUUAUAAACAUAUGUUUUGUUUAUGGUUACAAAGUCAAACUUUUUCAGCCAUGCUGCAGCAAAGUUGGAAUAAGAAUUUGAGGCUUAACAAGUAAAGGGUUCUAAGAUAAUGGCUUUUAUACUAUUUCUUUUGAAUAAAUUUUCCACCUUUGACUUUGAGAUCCUUGCCAGCGUACAAAAUAUGAUACAAGAGCUCCCCUGUUUUAAGCUUUAAUCGAGUGAAAUAUUAGCUGCCUUAUUUGAAUAAUGUAAUUAGGCAGAGUGGAGAUCCCCUUGAUCUAAUAUGCAGCCAAUCCCUAUAAAAUGUUUAUCCUUGUCAGUCUACAUUUCUCAGUCAACACAAAUGUAAAAGGGCAUUUGCUUUGAAAAUUCUCACAUGUCCUUUUUUAGUGGAUUACAUGAUCAUUUAAUAAAAUAAAAAUUAAUAAGACUUUUUGUUC